GGAUAUGCGUUGGAAAAUCAUAUGCGUUUCAAAAAAGCCACCCAAUGCGACCAAAAUAACACCUCGUUUACCCAUCAUCCCCACAAAGUCCAUAUUCAACACCUUCAUCUUCAUUUUCAUUUUCAUUUUUCAAAUUCUUGUUUGAUUCGCAUUCCUACUUCCCCCAAAAUCUCAUUCUGUAUCGUCCUUCAUAUUCAAAUUUCGUACCUUAUCACCACUUGUAAACAAAUUCCUGAAACUUUAUUCAACCGCUAGCAGAUUGCUCUUUCACCAGUGAGCUUGCAGGCAAUUCAGUGGACUUGUUAAAAAGUUUACGGAGAUAUCGUCGGUGUUUUGCGGUUGCUUCUUUGAUUACUGUCUACUGACUAUUGGUUUAAAGUCUAAACACCAUCUUGAUUACAUAAUAUAAAAAUAACUUUGUCACAUAGAUAUUUUUAAUCUAUGGGUGACUGGGUGAUUGGAGCUUUCAUCAAUCUUUUUGGUAGCAUUGCGAUUAACUUUGGCACUAAUCUUCUUAAAUUGGGCCAUGACGAGAGAGGAAGGCAUUCGAUGCUAGGUGAAAGAAUAAAUGGAAAGACAAUAUUGAAGCCCAUUAUAAGCUUCCAGUCCUGGAGAAUUGGUAUUCUAUUUUUCGCUUUUGGAAACGCUCUUAACUUUAUUUCGUUCGGAUAUGCUGCUCAGUCACUUCUUGCAGCAUUGGGAUCUGUCCAGUUUGUGUCAAACAUAGUAUUUGCCUACUUUGUGCUCAACAAAACAGUGACUGUUAAAGUAAUAGUUGCUACAACUUUUAUCGUCGUUGGAAACACCUUCCUUGUUGCAUUUGGCAAUCACCAAUCACCUGUUUACACACAAGACCAGUUGGCAGAGAAGUACAGUAACAUUACCUUCCUUUUUUACUGUCUCCUUUUGGUGGCGGUGGUCGCCAUGCAUCACUAUGUAUACAGGAGGGGAGAAUUGCUGCUUGCUAUUUCAGGGAAAGAACUUAUGCGCUACUGGAAAUUAUUGCUUCCAUUCUCAUUCGCAGUAGUUUCAGGAGCCAUAGGAUCAUGUUCAGUUCUUUUCGCAAAGUCCCUUUCAAAUCUUUUGAGAUUGUCAAUGUCUAGUUCGUAUCGCCUGGAUAGCUGGUUCACGUAUUCAAUUCUUUUAAUGUUUCUAUGCACCGCUGGAUUUUGGAUGACAAGGUUGAAUGAAGGAUUAGCGCAAUUUGAUGCCAUACUUAUAGUCCCCAUGUUUCAAAUAGCUUGGACCUUUUUCUCAAUUUGUACUGGCUUUGUGUAUUUCCAGGAAUAUCAGGUAUUAAAUGCCUUGAGGACUGUGAUGUUUAUUCUCGGAAUGAUUUCAGUAUUCAUAGGAAUUACAUUGCUGGCGCCUGAUGAAUCAAAAGGGGGAGAAGUCAUGGAUAUUCCCGUAUCAUCAAAGGUCAACACUGAUGUAGAAAGGUUGAUUGAAGACUCACCGACCAAUGAUAUGAAGUCGCUUGCAAGAGCAAUGGCAACAAAAGCCUUGGCUGCGGUUGGUAGAGCAAAGGUUGUGCGAAUAAUAAUUUCAUACAGGAAUGAAAUCAGAAGAUGGAAUAGGAAUAUAGUUUCUUGAUCUUUUUUGAACUUUUUCGGUACAAAGUAAUUGCAUACUGUUGGUGGGUAUGGGAGAUGAUACAAUGCAUUUAUCAUCGGUUCUUGCAAUGCCAAUGGUUUCAUAAAAAAUGACUGGAUUCAGAGGAUUCAAUUCUGAGCGGUCAAAGUUGUCGUUAAGAAGCCCAUCAGGAUGGAAUAGGAUUCCGGUGGUGGCAGAAAGUGUAUAUAUGUUGGAUACUACUUCAAGUGAAGAGGAUUGAUUAGUACAUGAGAUUUAUUGUAUAGUUUCUUGAUUGAAUUUGGAUGUAAAUUUUUGUUUGAUUUUUAAAAUUCUUUUGUUUGUCACAAGGUUAAUGUCAUUAAUAUGGCACCUUGCAUUCUAUAAUUGUAACCUCAAUUGUAUCAUCUGUUAUUCAUUAUCAAUAAAUUACAAAGUUAGCCAAAAA
This is a messenger RNA of Helianthus annuus (common sunflower), 2020 nucleotides long. Its product is annotated as probable magnesium transporter NIPA8. The record is from RefSeq and is a predicted model, not a curated record. The transcript is spliced from 13 exons. Gene Ontology annotation, molecular function: magnesium ion transmembrane transporter activity. Gene Ontology annotation, biological process: magnesium ion transport. Gene Ontology annotation, cellular component: membrane. The coding region runs from base 442 to 1593 and encodes 383 amino acids. Lineage: Eukaryota; Viridiplantae; Streptophyta; Magnoliopsida; Asterales; Asteraceae.